AUGGGAGACCGUCUUUCCGAUCUGAAGCUCUUCGAGCAAGCUUUCACCGACAUCGUGAUGUGUGGAACACCCACCGAAAGUGGCUGUCUUUGCUACACGCGAACAGGUCGUCUUAUCCACAUUCUCUGUGACGAGGAAACGCCUUCGCUCAUCGAAUUUCCCUCCCUUUCUCUCGCUAGCGGCAACUCCGUGACUUCGCUCUGCUGCAUUGAGAGUCGCUUCACGGACAGUGGUGAUAUGCUCGUUCUCGCCGCCUGCUGGGACCAGUCCGUGUUCGUCAUCUCCCCAUCCGACAUCAUCGACCUCGAAGUGAACACCUGUAUCUACGGCCGAAUCGUCCGCAUGGCGCCAUCGCCGAGUCAGCAUUACAUCGCUUGUUUUACGAGCGAGGGUUGGAUUAUCGUGCUCAGCACUUCCUUCGAUAAGAAGAUUCUCGAGUUCAAUACCCAUACCGAAGAUCGACCCGCCAAUUUUUGCUGGUGCGGCGAAGACAGCAUUGCCGCCUCCUGGAAGAACCGCGGGAUUCUCCUGCUUUCUCCCUUCUGCGAUUUUCUCCGCCUCGACUACGACGUUUCGCUCGAGCCGCUCUUCCUCGUCCAAGAAAUCGAUGCGCUCCGCGUUUAUUCGCGGUUCCACCACGAUCUCAUCCGCGCCGUUUCCACGGUUCCACCGUCGAUCUACAAUGUGUACAUGCCGGGCUCGCAGACGCCGGGCGCGGUGCUGCGCUCGGCCUUUGCGCGCUACACGCAGCGAGCAGGCGAACGAGACAUGUGCGAAGGCAUCGGAGAUCUGCAUAGCGAAUCAUUGAGCGAAGCUGUGCAAGAGUGUGUGGACGCUGCAAGGGAAGAGCUCAGCAGUUUAUUGCAGGAGGAGCUGCUCCGCUCCGCGAGCUACGGAAAACGCUACUGGGACGCCCACGAAAAAUCGGGACUUUUUUUGGAUUUCCAGAAAACGGCUGGAUUUCUCCGCGUGCUGAACGCGCUGCGAACCGCGGACGUGGGUCUGUAUCUUACCGCGGGGGAGUUCGAGGUGCUUCAGGAUCGAUGCGUCAUUUCGCGGUUAUGUGCGCGUCGUCGCUACUAUUUAUCGGUGCAGCUCUGCGCGUUUUCCAAAAUUCCCCACGAUUUCGUGCUCAUCGAGUGGGCCUGCGAAAAAGUCCGACGCUCCGCCGCGUUACCCGACGGAGAAUUGUUCGAGCUGGUCAAACAGCGGCUCGCGGCGGGCGUUUCGUCGGGAUUCGGUCAAAUCGCGUGGGCGGCGCACCAAUCAGAUCGCAGGGAUUUGGCGUGUCGAUUUUUGGCGAUGGAACGGCGCGUGCAGGACCGUGUGCCGCUGUAUUUGAUGAUGGAGCAGGAGGCGACCGCGCUGAAGGAAGCAAGCGAUGCGCAUGAUGCCGAUCUGAUGCUCUUCGCUGCGCUGCAGAUUUGGAUUCGGUGCGGGUGGAAAAACGGCGCGAUUCCGAACGAUCGCUUCGCAUCGCUGAUUACCGGAUUUCCAGAAAUCGGGGAUAUUUUGGAGGAGUAUCUGGAAAUCCGCGGGGACGACGUGGAGAGUCUGCUCCGCGCGGAGGGCCGGUCAGCCUGGCGGGAUUGUGUCACGGAACAGAAUCGAAGUUCUCUGCGAACAUCUCGUGUGUCGGGCGUUUCGCGGUGGAAGCGACGUGGAUCGGCGAUUGGCGUAUCUGAAGCAGAUCCAAUCGGAGCUCACCGCGGUUCUGUCAGUGCGUAA
Molecule: messenger RNA, 1728 nt
Organism: Blastocystis hominis
Lineage: Eukaryota; Bigyra; Opalinata; Blastocystidae
Exons: 7
Coding region: 1-1728 (575 amino acids)
Biological process (GO): intracellular protein transport; vacuole fusion, non-autophagic; endosomal transport
Cellular component (GO): lysosomal membrane; cytoplasm; endosome
Molecular function (GO): actin binding
Source: RefSeq, a predicted model, not a curated record